Molecule: messenger RNA, 1366 nt
Organism: Octopus sinensis (East Asian common octopus)
Lineage: Eukaryota; Metazoa; Mollusca; Cephalopoda; Octopoda; Octopodidae
Product: transmembrane channel-like protein 7
Exons: 6
Cellular component (GO): plasma membrane
Molecular function (GO): protein binding; mechanosensitive monoatomic ion channel activity
Source: RefSeq, a predicted model, not a curated record
UGAUCCAAGAUUUCAUUCAAGGAUCGGUAGACUUGAAAAUAUAUUAAAGGGUUGGAUGGAGAAUUCCGGCUUAUUCUACGGAUAUUAUAAGGGCGUAAAUAGUGACCUGAGUAGUUUACUGGGAAUCAAUUUCACAUACGACAUGUCAGUCGCUUACUUGAUUAAUUUAUUUGCCUACUACCUUAUUAGUCUGAUAAGCCUUUCACUAAGUCUAAUCAAAGAGAAAUCUCAGAAAAUUGGACAAAAUGUUUUCUCUGGCUUUGUUUAUGCUGGAAAAGAUUUCAUUCAAACAAACAAGAAAGACUGUCUUAAUGAACAAAAUGAUUUGGUAAGAAGGCAAAAUCGGUCAAUUUGCCAAAAAAUAGUUUUGUAUUCAAAGCGAAUUCUAAUUAACUUGUUCGUCCUCGGUCUUCUUGGAGCAAGCGGAUAUGCGAUAUACUAUGUCUAUUCGUAUUCCCUCCAAGUCAUACUGCACAAUGUUUAGUUGUAGGUUACUAAAUCUGGACAAUACCUCAUUGAUAACCCCAACUACAAACUGUUUAUCGAAUAUGCUCCUUCACUGACAUUGGUCUUGCUCAACAUCAUCAUCCCGAUUAUUGUCGAACUGGUCGUCGUCUGGGAGGACUACUUGGCCAGAACAGAACUCAAAGUAGUUCUCAUGAGGUGGUGCAAUAUUAGUAAUGCGGACAGGACUAUUAUUAUCAAACUUGCGUCGUUCUCAAUUCUCAUAUACACUCUUUACAGUCAAAUCACUUGCCAGCCAAAAGACUCGUGUUGGAUAUAUGUGAAGUGCUGGGAAACAUACGUCGCCCAACAGUUGUACAAACUCUUGAUUAUGGACUUUAUUGUCUCAAGUGUGUUGACAGUUGUUGUGGAGCCUUGCAGAAAUCCCACAAAAGAAGGCCUACGUCUCCUCGAACAUAAUGGGACUAUUCCUUGUAUUCUUGUUACUAAUGUACCUCAUUUUGACAAUCCCUAUAUCCUACAUUAUAUUCAGGGUAAUGACUAUAAUAAUCACCAGACUCCCCUCACAGCCAACUCCCACGCCGCAGCACAACUGUUCCAGCACAUCUACGACAAGAGAGGGGCCCGGAAGAGAAGACUCGCCCAGGAAUUCAUUAUGCAGCCCUCUAUCCAAGUUGGCCUGUCCCGCUGUAGACAGGAACACGAUAUUAUCACACGACCGAUGGAUCUGCGGACUAUUGCCAGGAAUAUUCAGGAUAACAAGUGCAGUCUGGCACGCUGUAGUCACGACUUGUGCACUGUUUUCGACAACGCACUCCUCUACAACCCACCAGACUCCCAAAUGGCCAAAGUAUAUUCGAUAUCCCCAACAGGACGCACGUGUCCUCAAAUGUCUGGUUGA